Messenger RNA from Pseudophryne corroboree (corroboree frog), 4047 nucleotides. It is a transcript of the gene MEIOC, whose product is annotated as meiosis specific with coiled-coil domain. Gene Ontology annotation, cellular component: nucleus; cytoplasm. NCBI's taxonomy places the organism in Eukaryota, Metazoa, Chordata, Amphibia, Anura, Myobatrachidae. Bases 162 to 2717 code for a protein of 851 amino acids. Gene Ontology annotation, biological process: male meiosis I; female meiosis I; meiotic cell cycle. The record is from RefSeq and is a predicted model, not a curated record. The transcript has 8 exons.
GGGAGGGACUGUUGCCGGGAUGGUUUUGGUCCACGAGACAGGCCCUUUUGACUAACGGCCGCUCGGGGGCGGGGCCAUGCUGUUUUACAAGUGACUGGAGCGCGGCGUUACCUUCUGGUCAGUGUCAGUCCGCCGACUGAGGACGGGGACCGGCGAUUGCCAUGGAGCAUACAGCUGCCUACAGAGCAAAUAGUCGGUGUUGGAGUGACAUGGAUGCUGGCAGCAAGCUUAUGGAUGAGUUUACCAGCACUACAUUGUUCAAACCUUGCUCCACUUACAGCCCUUACAAAGUUCAGAGUGAGGAACCAUUUGACAUGCACCACAGUUAUGAGUUUUCAAUUCCUACCAGUUCAUGUAAUUACUCUACAAACUACGCUGAUUCUUCUCUUUUCUACGCACCUUGGUCAACAUACCCUGAUGAGAUGAAGCAAGCAGCUUCUACACAGCUCAAGUCCAAGAUACAAGCUGAGAAGAACGAAUACGGAAGUGAGGCUGAUCUCUAUGGGCUAGUAUCUAAUAUUCUUGAUGAAACUGAAAAAACACAGCCUUAUUUUAGUCAGGGAAUAUGCUCUCCCACUAUGAAAUCUGUGUGGUCUUUGAAUAUGAAUAGACUGUCUGAUCACGAGGAACUACUGCACGAUAUUACGCAAGCUGAGGAUCUGGCAGUAUUGCAGCAGAAUGUCUAUGGCACUGAGUCAAUGCCCAGCACAGAAACACAGCAGUUAGAGGAUUUAUACCAUGAUCUGGAACAAGAUGGACAUUGGCUCUCUUCCUGUCAUACUGAUAAUCAUGGCAGCUGUAAUCUAAACCCCAAAAUGAGCAUUCAGGAGUUCUCUCUUCCCAAGAACGGCUUUACAGUGUCGGCUGCAUUGCCCGAAACAUCCAAAGACUGUUUUCAGAAGAGGGAUUCAUUGGUUUCACCAUUAAACAAAUAUAACUUUGACACUGAACUUGGAAGAUAUGAUAUGAUAAAUCAUGGUAAAACCAAGCAGAGUAAAUGCUCAGUCUUUCAGGAUUUUAAAAAUUGCACUAAUGUAUCAUCUGAAUUUUCUGCUUUUGAUGCAGAAGCCUAUGCCAGAUUCUUCCAAGCAAAACAAAACAUUCAAAGACAUGAAGAUUUUUUGCUAGAUCAAAAUAACACUGCUGCUAAGGUCACACAGCUAAUGACAGCUAGGCCUUUCCCAAAAGAUUCCCUAUUUGCGUCUGAAUACGAUCACAAGACUGAUUAUGGAGUGAAAACACUGUGUGGAGGUAGUAGUGCUUUUGUUAAUCACUUACAGAAACUGAACCACAUAAGACAUGAUCUCCAAAAUUCAGAUUACUUUAAGUCUGCCAGUCUUAUGUCCUCUACAACUAGUGGUAAUUCAAACAAGUCAUCAUGGCUAAAUGGCCAUAGUGAGAGCAAUUCUCACAGCACUUAUUGCAAUCAGAAGUUAAACAGUGUUUUAUCUAAUUCCCAGAGAAAUCCUACUCUUGGCUCCAGUUAUUCUUCAGUGGCCUGUCCACUUACACCUACUAGAAGUUUCCAAAAAUAUAGCAAUGUAAUCCCAACAGUUUUACCUUUUGAAUACAGUUUCAACAGUACCGAUAGGGCACAGGACAGAUUUGGCAAAACUAGGGAGGAACUAAUGUUGGAAUCCAUCUCUGAAAAAAAGUUGAAGCCAUUAAAUGGUGUCUGUGAGAAACUAUCAAGCCACUACAAUCCAUUAAACAGCACUGUCAAGAAGAUACCAGAGAAAAAACAAAGCAUGCAGUGCAAUGUAGAUGAACACACCUAUGAUAGCGUAGCCCAUAGUUAUAAGGAGUUGCUUGGCAGUUUACUAAACUACAAUAAUCAAAGACCAGUAAGUGGUGAUAAGCCACUUAAUGGCAGCAAGUUGACACAUCAUCAGGACAAAUGUUUUUCUAAUGGAUUGAUGAUGGGCGACAUACAUAACAACUUUACCACACAAUCUUCCAAUAACUGCAGGUCGCACUUUUCUCAUAAUUUGGGUAACACAAUCUAUCCCAUAAUGGACAACUAUGACCCAUAUCCUUAUGAAGACCUGGGCCAAGUGUGUCCACGGCUCAAUGACCUCUUACAUGGGGAUGCCUCCAUUCGUGCGUUGGUACCAAUGUUCAGCACUCAGAGAUCAAUGAAGCCUCGAAGUAUACCUGCAGGUGAACUCCACUUCCAUCUGGAAGAAUGUUAUGAGCAAUGUAGAGCUCUGGAAAAAGAGCGGAAAAGGACCGAAUCUGUUCUUGUGAAGCAUUAUCCUGGGAAGAAGGUUUCCAGCACAAACAAUACUCCUAUCCCAAGACUUACCGCCAACCCCUCCAGAGUUGACCGUUUGAUAGUGGAUCAGUUGCGUGAACAGGCCAGAGUUGCAACUCUACUGGGUAAAAUGGAGCGCUUCCGUAGCUCACCACUUCAUGCAAACAUUUCCACUGCCAUUGACCGCUACUUGGAAGCAAUUCACAGUGUUCAAACCCAUCGCAAAGAUGAGAUAGCCAAUACAUCAAAUCGCCAGAAGCAUAGUAGACCUCGCCAUCAUGAUGACAGAGAUAUAUUUAUACUCGCAUCCUCAAUCAAAGAUAUGGCUACAGCAACCCGCAAAGCACGGACGGCACUGUGGUGUGCUUUGCAGAUGACACUACCUAAACUAUCACCUGCACAGAAUACCGGAGACAUAGAAAGGGUUCUGCAGACCAUAGGCAACGCACAGGAUAAGGGCUGAGUACCAGGAUCAUAUGAAAUUUCACCUGUUUUAUUGGAUUAAGUAAUCACAUCCUGUUAGUUUGCUUUUAUUUUUUUAAUUAGGGGAGAUUUUUUUCCUAAUGAAGUAAAUUAAAACGUUCUGGGUAUUUCUCAGAAACUACUAAUGUAAAUGAAAAAAAAAUGUAACCCCACCUGCUUUUAAAUUUGCUGUAAUAAUGCUAAAUAUUCUAACACCUUUCUCUAUUUAUAGAAGCAGAAAGAAUGGUCUAUAGAUGUAUUACAGGAUUUAGCUCUGUUUAUGUCUGCCCAACAUUCUUGUAUUGUAGGGAUAAGGCAGAAUAAUACAAUGAAGGCCCUAAUAUUAAUUUUAAUGUGUUUAUUUUAAUUGUACAGAUCUCCAAAUUGUGCUCAUUGCUUUGGGAGUAUUCUCCCAGCUAUUCUUGAGCAAUGGUUCCACAAACGAUGACUUGAGUUGAUUUUGCAUUGAUGCUUCAUGUUUUUGAGAUCUGCAAUGAUUGUGGAAUUAGGUUCUUUUCUGUACAUUACUAAGCAAACACAAACAUCUCAGUCCAUCUUUCGUGUAGAAAUAUAUUUAAAGCAUCAGAGUAUUUAUUCAAAUUCUUAAAACUCAAGUUGUGGAUUGAUUUAGAAAUAUUCUUCCAAAUCUAGUUUUCACAUUGAUGAUUAUAAAUAAGAUGAACAUUUAUUUUGCAAACCAUGCUCAAUUAUCUUAUGCAUUAAAAGUUAUUCUUAGUUGCAGUCUUUGAAAAGCUGCUUUUUACCAGUUUUAAAAUUCUUAAUGAAAAUCCCAGUUCAUAAUCUUCAGAAGAUAUAGAGAAAAACAAAAACAGUCUUUGGUUUACUGUAAAACCUUCAUUUUAGUAUAUAUGAAGUUGUAAAAUAAUAAGUAAAAAAAACGUAACUGUUUUGUUAACCUUUUACUUCUGUUUUAAAGUAAUUAUUAAAUAUUGUAUUUUUUCUCAUUUGACAAAAGUAUCACAUAUUGCCUUUUGUGUGAUCUCAAUUGCUGUAGUGCAGAUGUAAUAUAUUGAUGUCAUAUCUUGAUGUAUGUAUGACACAGCAGUGUGAAAAGCAUGUAUUUCUGAUCUAAUAGACUGUUGGGUAACAUUUCAGUGAAAUUUGGUUUGAGGAAGAAUCCUUAAUAUUAUCAUCGAUUAAUAAACUUCUGUCUUAAUGAUUUGGUCACACACUAGAUCUUUAAUGUACUUUAUGGAUAACCACAUAAAACAGUUAAAACCUUUUUUUUAUCCAGUGGUUAUUAACAUGUGGAUGACAUGUACCCAUACAAUGUACAAUCUGAAAAAAUAAAAAAUAAAAGUGGUAUUGUU